CCACAGCAGGCUUUGUAUCCAUCCAGGGGGACCGGCUGCUGGCAUUCUCUCCUGCAACUCCAGUCGCCAGAGAGGCAUCAUGGGCUUCGGGAAGUCCUCCCCCUUCUUGGCUCUCAGCAUCUUGGUCCUGUGCCAGGCAGGCGGCCUCCAGGCAACACCGCUCAGGUGGGCCUUGGAGAGCCUCCCAGACUCUGAACUUGCUGCACUCAGUGAGAAGGAAGGGCACCUCCUGGCAUCACUGGUGAAGGCCUAUGCACAGAGGAACACUAACGAGCUGGACCAGCCUGAGGAGCAGGAGACAGAGGCAGAGGACUCCAGUGUCACUCACCAGAAGAGAUCCUGCAAUACUUCCACCUGUGUGAUCCAUCGGCUGGAAGACUUUCUGAGCAAACAUGGGGGAAUGCUUAAGGAAGGCUUUGUGCCCACUGAUGUGGGCCCCAAUUCCUUUGGCCGUCGCCGUAGGGAAGUUCAGGCCUGAGCUUCUAGAGGACUCCAUCAAGAAGGUUACAAUGAAGCUGAACUCACCACUUCUAUUAAUUUCUGUUGACAACAACUUGGUGAGAAGACCCCAGGGAAGAUAUACAUGUUUGCAUCCAAAUAGAUUUUAAAAAAAGCCCCUUUUUCACUCAAAAGGAAUGAAAUUAAAUGCAAAAUAAACAAAUUCCAUAUUUGUUGUGCAUCCUUUUUAUAUUUGAUUCUACGUGCAAUAAACAUGAUUAUAUCUCUCAUCAGCUUAUCUGGUAGCAAACUGGUUCUUUGAGAGCUAUCCUGUUGUUCAUGCAGCUUUGCCAAACCAUAGGGGGAUGUGAAAUCACUGCCCCUGGUGGUCUCUGGGGGGAUGCUAUGCUUUGUUUUAAUGGUGAUGCUAUGCCUUGUUGUCUGAGAGCCUGAUUGUAUAAUUUAUUUAAGGAAAUGUCAAU
Myotis daubentonii (Daubenton's bat) is the source of this 920-nucleotide messenger RNA. Its product is annotated as calcitonin gene-related peptide 2-like. Gene Ontology annotation, biological process: regulation of cytosolic calcium ion concentration; adenylate cyclase-activating G protein-coupled receptor signaling pathway. Gene Ontology annotation, molecular function: hormone activity; calcitonin receptor binding. NCBI's taxonomy places the organism in Eukaryota, Metazoa, Chordata, Mammalia, Chiroptera, Vespertilionidae. The record is from RefSeq and is a predicted model, not a curated record. Gene Ontology annotation, cellular component: extracellular region.